GGCAAAAAAUUAUCAAAAACUGUUUUGUUCUACAAUUAGUAAAAUAUAUUUUGUAAACCUUUAAUGAAAAAAUGAACAAAGAAUUAUUGCAACCCGUGAAUCCAACGAAUCCGUUAGUUUUCUUCGAUAUUAACAUUGGCCAGGAAUUUGCUGGACGUAUUAUUAUUGAAUUGCGUAAAGAUGUAGUUCCUAAGACGGCUGAAAAUUUUCGUGCAUUAUGUACCGGCGAAAAAGGUAUAGGCACAUUGGGUAAGCCAUUGCAUUACAAAGGUGUGCGAUUCCAUAAAGUCACUCGAGUAUAUGUGGCCCAGAGCGGUGAUGUGGUAAACAAUGAUGGAUCAUGUGGCGAAAGUAUAUAUGGUCCGAUAUUUGAAGAUGAAAAUUUUAAGUUAGAGCAUUCUGAUGAGGGCUGUGUUAGUAUGGCAAACUAUGGUCAACCCAACACAAAUAACUCUCAAUUUAUAAUAUCAUCGGUAGCGUGUGACAAUCUUAAUGGAACAAAUGUGGUUGUGGGAAAAGUGCUUAGAGGUUUGGGUAUUAUUGGUGAUAUGGAACAGAAUACUGGCGAUGACGGCAAGCCCCUUGAGGAUAUUGUUGUAGUUAAUUGUGGUGAAAUACAGCCAGGAGAAGAUUGGGGUAUAAAUGAUGCAGAUGAAACUAAAGAGUGUCUGCCGCCAUAUCCACAAGAUUGGGAAGAUAAGUUAAAAGAAUUUACGACUGAUGAAUUGAUAGAAAUAUUGACCAAAAUACGUAAUGCUGGCAAUCAUUUUUUUACCCAGGAAAAAUUCAAUGAGGCUCGCCGCAAGUAUCGCAAGGCCAAUCGUUAUUAUAAUCUUCUAAGGAAACGCUACGAUUGGCAAGAACUGUCACAUAUUGAAUGCUCCGAUGAUGAUCUCAAGAAAUUAGAUCAAUUCUCCGUGGUGAAUAAUGUUAACAUGGCUGCUGUUGAAUUGAAAUUGAAAAACUACGCCAACGCCAAGUACUGUUGCUCGGAAGCUAUACGUCUGGAUAACAAUUAUAGCAAGGCGUAUUUUAGACGCGGUCAGGCACAAAUAGCCCUCAAAAACUAUGAGGAUGCCAUAAACGAUUUGAAAAUGGCGCACGAAUUUAUACCCGACAACAAACAUAUUUUAAAUGAACUCAAUCGUGGCAAACAAUUGAUGGCUGAAUACAAUCGCAAUCAAAUGAAAAAGCUAAAAACUCUUUUUAACUAAAUUGAAAAAUAAAACACAAAUCUCAGGGGUGUCAAUCAAAAUAUCGGAGGGCUUAAAGUUUAACAUGAACAAUGUGUGUGCUUGUUUUGAAAUACAUAAGAAGCUGGUAUUUUGUAUGAUUGCUAACGAUAAGAAUUAACUCUUAACUAGGAAGCUAUUUUAUUGCUAUUUGUUUUAACUUCAAAUUUUUAUAAUUGUUUUAUUAAUUGUUAAGAUAUAAUUAAAUGUUGUAAGUACCAGAUGAUCUAUUAAUGUUUUAUAGGUGUAUGAAAUUAUAUUGUAAUAAACGAUUUAAAGAUAUUUUCAAAA
Molecule: messenger RNA, 1523 nt
Organism: Calliphora vicina (urban bluebottle blowfly)
Lineage: Eukaryota; Metazoa; Arthropoda; Insecta; Diptera; Calliphoridae
Gene: Cyp40
Product: Cyclophilin 40
Exons: 5
Coding region: 72-1214 (380 amino acids)
Biological process (GO): protein peptidyl-prolyl isomerization
Molecular function (GO): peptidyl-prolyl cis-trans isomerase activity; protein binding
Source: RefSeq, a predicted model, not a curated record